Molecule: messenger RNA, 180 nt
Organism: Drosophila miranda
Lineage: Eukaryota; Metazoa; Arthropoda; Insecta; Diptera; Drosophilidae
Source: RefSeq, a predicted model, not a curated record
AUGUGCGGUUUUGGUUUCGUGGCUUACGGUUUUGAUUGCUGCCAUCGCUCAAUUGAUUUUUCUAAACCCGAAACCGAAAUAAAAGUGAAAUGCAAAGGGGAAGGGGAAGAACUUAAACGCCAAAAUAAACAAUUUGUCAUGCGUGUGCCAAUGUGUGCCAUGGAGUGGACACUGGACUAG